Molecule: messenger RNA, 1697 nt
Organism: Etheostoma spectabile (orangethroat darter)
Lineage: Eukaryota; Metazoa; Chordata; Actinopteri; Perciformes; Percidae
Product: regulator of G-protein signaling 7-binding protein B
Exons: 6
Coding region: 417-1154 (245 amino acids)
Source: RefSeq, a predicted model, not a curated record
GUUCUCAAUUGUGAGCGCGAGCAGGAAGGCUGAGGAGCGCGCGCAGGAAGACGGAGGAGCCUCUUUCUCGGCCUGCAGGAGGGGCUGAAGGUGACUGUCUCUUCUCGGCUGGGAUGCAGAGCGAGCUGCUGGGGGUCCGACCGGCCCGGUACACGGUCCUGCUCCGUGAGAACGACACACACCUGCGGGGGCUUUAAGCAUUAACCCGCGAACCUGCUGCGUCUGCUGGCCAUUUUCUUCUUUGUAAAGGACACAGCUAGCAGCUAGCAGAAAAGAGGGUGUCUUUCCUCUCUCUCUCUCUCUCUCUCUCUCUCUCUCUCUCUCUUGCCCUCUCCCUCUCUCUCUCUCCCUCCCUCUCUCUGUCUCUGUCUCUGUCUUUCUGUGUCUGGCUGGGCUCCGGUGGUGGCUGUGCAUGCAUGUGUUCUGCACCGUACAGGCGGAAAAAGCGCCCAAGAUCCGCAGGGAGCAUUUUUCCCGUCAGUAAAGUGGCGCAGUCGGAGCCGGAGCGCCGGGAGAGCACGGAGGAGGCCGUGGACCACAGCAGGAUGACAGUGCAGGAAUUUAACACCCUGGUAGCGCUAUACCGGGAGCAGGUGAUAUCCGUCGGGGAGAUCUCCGCCGACUGUCCGUCUCUGCGGGCUCACAUGUACAACACUCGGUCCAAAGGAUGCUCCAUGGCCCGGGCUGCACACCACGACCUCACCCUCAUCUCUGUUUCAGGUUUAGAGGACGGAGAGAUCCACCCUGAGAUCUGUCGCCUCUUCAUCCAGUUGCAGUGCUGCCUGGAGAUGUUCAUAACAGAGAUGCUCAAAUCCAUGUGCCUGCUGGGGGUGCUGCAGCUACACAAAAAAAGAACGGACUCGGAGCCGAGGUUGGACCUGAGGAUAGAUGAAAGCUCGGACGUUCCCAUCCUGGAAGAGCGAUCGUCCUCCCCCAUCGACUUUCCUCAGGAGCAAUGGCUGGUGGGAAUGGAUAUUCAAAAUAUAGAGAGAGAUAUGCGAGAGAUGCGAAACCUACUCAGCAAAAUCAGGGACACAAUGCCAUUGCCACUGAAAAACCAAGAUGACAGCAGCUUGUUGAAUCUGACACCACAGCCGCUAAUCAGACAGAGGAAGAGACGCUUCCCUGGCCUCUGCUGCAUGGUGUCUGGCUGAGCGCCUGAAGGCAGCACUACACUCAACACACAUACCUUUUUUCUUCUUUUUUUUCCAGUCAUUUAUCCUAUUUCAUUCAAUUCUUUAUUUAGUUAAAUCCCCCCUCCUCCAUAUUAUCUGAAAUUUUAAUCUUGUACCUGUUGUGUAAUUCUAUGUCUUUUUCAUGUUGAUGCUAACUUUUUUUUCCUGGUCUGUCAUUUUGAUUCUUCUGCGACGGACUCGCCUUGUUCAGGUUUUUUUAGGGGCGUGCGAUUUUGGGCUUGGAUCAAAGUUGGGUUUGGUUAUUAUUAAAUGUAUUUUAUUAAGACAUCUUCCAAGUAGAGGGUACAUGCGUUUCUGAUUCGAUUUAGUGUCACUUAGGUUAGGGCCGGGCUAUUCAACUGGCGGCCCCAGGGCCGGGUCCGGCCCCUGAGGGAUUUUGUACCAGGCCCGUGGGUGAAGUAGUUAUUACAUUGGGUAGUCUCAUACACGCAUGACUAUGGUUAAUUGUACAUUCUUUCGUACGGUAGGAGGCAGUAGCGGUAUGCACCCCUUCCAGCCAUG